Messenger RNA from Lobosporangium transversale, 870 nucleotides. RefSeq lists its product as hypothetical. The coding region runs from base 1 to 870 and encodes 289 amino acids. The transcript has 3 exons. Lineage: Eukaryota; Fungi; Mortierellomycota; Mortierellomycetes; Mortierellales; Mortierellaceae. The record is from RefSeq and is a predicted model, not a curated record.
AUGGACCCCUUGACGAUAAAAUACAUCUUACCAUACUCGCUAAAUUUUAAUCCACAUCAGUCGGUAGCCCCCUAUCCCAUUCCUAAGGAGAUACCCGACCCUUUUACUACGGCUUUCACAUUCAACGCGUUCCGUGAAUUUUGGAGCCAAGAAAGACUUGCGUACCAAUGGGCAGAGUGUUCGGAAAAGAACUCUCGAUUCAUUCUUGCCCACAAAGAGAAUCUGGAUAAACCACUUCCUACGCACAGUAAGGCAUAUCCUGGCCGCGGUCGUCCACGUGAAUUCGAUUGGACAAUCAAGGUCGCUCUUCCUCUGAGCCCUAACGAGCGCAACUGGAUGAAGCCAAUGGUCUCCAGCAGCCAUGACUGGAAAUAUAUCAAGAAUGAAUUGAGGCCAAGUGAAGAAGCUCUUCAGGUUGAGGCAGAGACGAAAAGUGUCCCUCCAAGCUUCCUUAUCACUUACAACGAUGCACGCGCAACGAUUUAUCGUAAACAGAUAAAGGAAUUUACAAGAGGUGAUAGCAUUGUUACCAGUGUUGAGGGAUGGAUGAAGGAAAUUCAAGCAAACGGGGGUAAAGGAUGGUUUGCUAAUGAAAUUGGUGUCAACGACCCACAAAGCUAUUUGAUUGCCUGGUGUACGAAGUUCCAAUUGGAGGUAAGGAUUGCUCAGAUCCGAUAUGAUCCAACUGGCGUUAACGUUACUUACCGUCCUCGUUUCUGUCUUCAACAGGUCGCAAAGGACAAUAGCUUGAUAGCCUGCAUGGACUCUACACGGAGAGUCGCUAUGUCUCUGAGAGAAGAUAAGGAUAAAAAGAGCAAUAAGGGAAAGGGCAAAAAGGUAGGCUCGUUCCCAUCCCUCUUCACUUUAUAA